Molecule: messenger RNA, 4771 nt
Organism: Bubalus bubalis (water buffalo)
Lineage: Eukaryota; Metazoa; Chordata; Mammalia; Artiodactyla; Bovidae
Exons: 2
Coding region: 1008-4550 (1180 amino acids)
Source: RefSeq, a predicted model, not a curated record
UGUCCUCUUCUGGUACUCUGGCCCCUCAGUGAAACACACCUAUUUAAGGCCAGCAGCCAGUGGGGACAGAUUCACCUCUGCUCCUCACACCAUCGCUUCUGUGCCGAGGACCUUCCUGAGGGAGAGUGAGGGACUCUUUCCAGAGCCAUGAGGGGUACCCACUGGAGGAGGCUCCCCUGCGUGUUCCUGAGCUGCUUGUGUUCCUACAUCCUUGGGCCAGCGGUCCUGGGCACUGCCCAAACCCAGGGGGCAUCGUUGACAAGCAGACACUGUCUGACAAGCAGUGUUACUGAGGACCUGUCCCCUUCCAGCAUCAGCCACACACCUCCCACAUCAUCAGAACUGAUGACAGGAACAACCUCAGCCAACAUCACUGUAGGUCAAGCAAAGGAAAUAUCACCCUCUGUUACUAGCAAUUUUGAUCCAGUCACCUCAGCAGUCUCAAUAGCAGCUGGAGGAAAGAGACAAUCAAAGGCAUUUUCUUCCAGUUCCACUACUCGGGAUACAUCAGCAUCUUCUCAAAACUAUCAGGCUGAGCUCAGAAAGACCAUGGAAGAAUCCCAAACCACCACCAUCACAGAAGUGAGGCAGUCAUUACCUUCAUCCUCUUCAAGUGGACAUGCAACACAAUUGAAAACUACCCAUGAGACAUUCCUUUCAGGCAAAACAAUCUCUUCAGUCUCAUCUGGUGUGAGUCACAUGCUUGUAACAAAAUCAAAAAUGUUGACAGCACCAACCUCAACAGACAGAACAUUCUCCCCAUCAAAUGUAAGCAAUACAUCUCCAAUGACAUCAGCAUCUUCUCAGAACCACCAGACUCCGAGCAUGAAAACCACCAGAGGAACACAAACCACCACCAUCACAGCUGUGAGAACAUCAACUCUCUCGUCAUCGACACGUGCACUCAAAUCUACAGAAGACACUUCCCAGAGGACAUCCCCUUCAGGUACAACAACCACUUCAUUCCCACCCUAUGUGAGGCAUACACCUACAGUAACAUCAAAAAUAUGGAGAACAAAAACCUCAGCAGACAUCACUGUAGGAAACCCGAGGAACACAUCACCAACUCUACCGAGACAUAUCCAUCCAGUGUCAGUGACAACUGGACCAGAGAAACAAUCAACCUUACCCCCUUCCACCACUUCUACUGGGAAAACAUCAGCAUCUUCUCAGAACCACCAGACUCCGAACAUGAAAACCACCAGAGGAACACAAACCACCACUAUCACAGUUGUGAGAACAUCAACUCUCUCAUCAUCGACACGUGCACUCAAAUCUACAGAAGGCACUUCCCAGAGGACAUCUCCUUCAGGUACAAUAACCACUUCAUUCCCACCCCAUAUGAGGUAUACACCUACGGUAACAUCAAAAAUAUGGAGAACAAAGUCCUCAGCAGACACCACUGUAGGAAACCCAAGGAACACAUCACCAACUCUACCGAGACAUAUCCAUCCAGUGUCAGUGACAACUGGACCAGAGAAACAAUCAACCUUACCCCCUUCCACCACUUCUACUGGGAAAACAUCAGCAUCUUCUCAGAACCACCAGACUCCGAACAUGAAAACCACCAGAGGAACACAAACCACCACUAUCACAGUUGUGAGAACAUCAACUCUCUCAUCAUCGACACGUGCACUCAAAUCUACAGAAGGCACUUCCCAGAGGACAUCUCCUUCAGGUACAACAACCACUUCAUUCCCACCCUAUGUGAGGCAUACACCUACAGUAACAUCAAAAAUAUGGAGAACAAAAACCUCAGCAGACAUCACUGUAGGAAACCCGAGGAACACAUCACCAACUCUACCGAGACACAUCCAUCCAGUCUCCACAGUGUCAAUGACAACUGGACCAGAGAAACAAUCAAUCUUACCCUCUUUCACCACUUCGGCUGGGAAAACAUCAAUGUCUCCUCAGAACCACCAGACUCCGAGCAUGAAAACCACCAGGGGAACACAAACGACCACCAUCACAGCUGUGAGAACAUCAACUGUCUCAUCAUCGACACGUGCACACAGAUCUACAGAAGGCACUUCCCAGAGGACAGCUCCUUCAGGUACAAUAACCACUUCAUUCCCACCCCAUAUGAGGUAUACACCUACGGUAACAUCAAAAAUAUGGAGAACAAAGUCCUCAGCAGACACCACUGUAGGAAACCCAAGGAACACAUCACCAACUCUACCGAGACAUAUCCAUCCAGUGUCAGUGACAACUGGACCAGAGAAACAAUCAACCUUACCCCCUUCCACCACUUCUACUGGGAAAACAUCAGCAUCUUCUCAGAACCACCAGACUCCGAGCAUGAAAACCACCAGAGGAACACAAACCACCACCAUCACAGCUGUGAGAACAUCAACUCUCUCAUCAUCGACACGUGCACUCAAAUCUACAGAAGACACUUCCCAGAGGACAUCUCCUUCAGGUACAACAACCACUUCAUUCCCACCCUAUGUGAGGCAUACACCUACAGUAACAUCAAAAAUAUGGAGAACAAAAACCUCAGCAGACAUCACUGUAGGAAACCCGAGGAACACAUCACCAACUCUACCGAGACACAUCCAUCCAGUCUCCACAGUGUCAAUGACAACUGGACCAGAGAAACAAUCAAUCUUACCCUCUUUCACCACUUCGGCUGGGAAAACAUCAAUGUCUCCUCAGAACCACCAGACUCCGAGCAUGAAAACCACCAGGGGAACACAAACCACCACCAUCACAGCUGUGAGAACAUCAACUCUCUCAUCAUCGACACAUGCACGCAAAUCUACAGAAGGCAUUUCCCAGAGGACAUCUCCUUCAGAUACAAUAACCACUUCAUUCCCACCCCAUAUGAGGUAUACACCUAUGGUAACAUCAAAAAUAUGGAGAACAAAGUCCUCAGCAGACACCACUGUAGGAAACCCAAGGAACACAUCACCAACUCUACCGAGACAUAUCCAUCCAGUGUCAGUGACAACUGGACCAGAGAAACAAUCAACCUUACCCCCUUCCACCACUUCUACUGGGAAAACAUCAGCAUCUUCUCAGAACCACCAGACUCCGAACAUGAAAACCACCAGAGGAACACAAACCACCACCAUCACAGCUGUGAGAACAUCAACUCUCUCAUCAUCGACACGUGCACUCAAAUCUACAGAAGACACUUCCCAGAGGACGUCUCCUUCAGGUACAACAACCACUUCAUUCCCACCCGAUGUGAGGCAUACACCUACAGUAACAUCAAAAAUAUGGAGAACAAAAACCUCAGCAGACAUCACUGUAGGAAACCCGAGGAACACAUCACCAACUCUACCGAGACACAUCCAUCCAGUCUCCACAGUGUCAAUGACAACUGGACCAGAGAAACAAUCAAUCUUACCCUCUUUCACCACUUCGGCUGGGAAAACAUCAAUGUCUCCUCAGAACCACCAGACUCCGAGCAUGAAAACCACCAGGGGAACACAAACCACCACCAUCACAGCUGUGAGAACAUCAACUCUCUCAUCAUCGACACAUGCACGCAAAUCUACAGAAGGCAUUUCCCAGAGGACAUCUCCUUCAGAUACAAUAACCACUUCAUUCCCACCCCAUAUGAGGUAUACACCUAUAGUAACAUCAAAAAUAUGGAGAACAAAGUCCUCAGCAGACACCACUGUAGGAAACCCAAGGAACACAUCACCAACUCUACCGAGACAUAUCCAUCCAGUGUCAGUGACAACUGGACCAGAGAAACAAUCAACCUUACCCCCUUCCACCACUUCUACUGGGAAAACAUCAGCAUCUUCUCAGAACCACCAGACUCCGAACAUGAAAACCACCAGAGGAACACAAACCACCACUAUCACAGCUGUGAGAACAUCAACUCUCUCAUCAUCGACACGUGCACACAGAUCUACAGAAGGCACUUCCCAGAGGACAUCUCCUUCAGGUACAACAACCACUUCAUUCCCACCCGAUGUGAGGCAUACACCUACAGUAACAUCAAAAAUAUGGAGAACAAAAACCUCAGCAGACAUCACUGUAGGAAACCCGAGGAACACAUCACCAACUCUACCGAGACACAUCCAUCCAGUGUCAGUGACAACUGGACCAGAGAAACAAUCAACCUUACCCCCUUCCACCACUUCUACUGGGAAAACAUCAGCAUCUUCUCAGAACCACCAGACUCCGAACAUGAAAACCACCAGGGGAACACAAACCACCACCAUCACAGCUGUGAGAACAUCAACUGUCUCAUCAUCGACACGUGCACUCAAAUCUACAGAAGGCACUUCCCAGAGGACAUCUCCUUCAGGUACAACAACCACUUCAUUCCCACCCGAUGUGAGGCAUACACCUACAGUAACAUCAAAAAUAUUAGAACAAAAAGGUCAACAGACAACACUAUAAGAAACACAAUAGACAAAUCCCCUUUUGUAACUGGAAGUUCUUCUCCAUUCACUCCUAAAGCUUCUACACCAUGGCAGUCAUCAGUACAAUCUACUCCUUUCCACCAGUUCUUCAACUCCACAGACAUCUAUGGUUUUCCAUCCUCACUAAAGCAAAGACACAAAGACCACAGGAUGGCCCUAUACUAAAAGUUCAAUCUCUACAGAUGUUUCUCAUGAGAUAUUUACUCCAGAUAAAACAAUAACACUCACUUCUGUAUCCUUCAGUGACAGCCACACAACUCAGUCAGAAAAAGAACCAUUGUCAACACCAGUGGUUGCCAGUACAUUGAUCACAGAAAGAGCAUCCACCUCCCCUGCUAGUAUUUCUUGAGUUACAUCUAAAGUCUCAACAGUAGAAAACAGGAAGA